This is a messenger RNA of Penicillium expansum, 1398 nucleotides long. RefSeq lists its product as uncharacterized. The coding region runs from base 1 to 1398 and encodes 465 amino acids. The record is from RefSeq and is a predicted model, not a curated record. NCBI's taxonomy places the organism in Eukaryota, Fungi, Ascomycota, Eurotiomycetes, Eurotiales, Aspergillaceae. The transcript has 3 exons.
AUGCAAUGUGAAAAAGCCAACGCCAACUGUUCUAGCAUCACGGCUCCCAUGCCUGUCUUUGGGAGUACACCGGCGAAGGUCGGGUUUAUACUUGACUAUGCUGCCGUCUCCCAAGAGGAGGACUCGUUCCUAGAGCACCCCAUGGAUGAGGGCCCUGCUUCUCAGCGUCCAUGGUCACUCAAAGUUUGCAAAUUUACAGAGUCCAACAUCCUACUUUGGACUUACAAUUUUGGCAAGCUUUUACCUCGCACUCAGCUCAGCUCAGGGAUUCGAUUUGCCGUCGGUUUACUGAGCCUACAGAAAGAAGCUACCCGCGCAUAUGCUGUGGAAACAGUCGGACUAGUCGGAACAAUACUCGGUUAUGCAAGGGACGAGCGCCUCGGCCGAGAGAAAAUAACGACGAAGACAGUGGGGGGACCUGUGUUACUCUGGCUGAAUCAGAAAGACCUCGCGAUCGAGGGAUUAAAGCGAAUUGAAACCCUCGCCGGAUCUCUCUCACGAGGACUUCUGAUGAUUUUACAUUACCUGCCUCGGAACGAGACCCGUGCAUCAUCAAAAAGACAGACAGACCCGGGGGCUCGAGCAAUGCCAAACGCAAAGCGAGUGAGAUGUCAUGAGCCGUUCGAUAAGGAUGUAUUCCGGGAGGUCAAAAAGAUCGUCCUAGACGAUGUCACUGAAAAAGAGGAAUCAUACAAAACAGCCCUACAGGGUGUUUCCCCAGAUAAGCCCCUAGAGGGAGAUCAAAACCCAGAGAUGGAAAUUGUUUCUGACGAAACUUCCGGACCAAGCGCCUUGAGUCCUACAUCAUCAGAGGUUGAGGAUGGUCAUAUUCUGGAGCUAGAGCCCCUUUGUAAAAGGGCCGUUGAUCUAGGUCUUUUAGAUCUAAAGCUUUCAAAGGCGAGGCGAGAUAGACCCAAUUACAAAGGACAUCAAUGGCGGCAGGAAGUAGGCAAAUUCGACAACAAGGAAUACUCUUACCAGAUGGGUCCCGAAAACACCAGAAGUCGAUCCAUUAAUGUGAAUUACUGUCGAAUUGGUUUCCAGAAGAACGAGGACGUUGGAGAUGGCACGGUUUCGGUGAAAAUUGAAGUGAAUCCACCUGGUCAGCAGCAUGGAAAGUGUUAUGCUACUGGUGCAUUAGACUCGGAUCCCGCUAGCCGACCAGCUUUUCGCGUUAGGUACAAGAGUUCUCGAAGGGAACAGCAAGAGAGAUACGCUCAUGCACAAGGGCGUAAGUCUCUCUACGCCGCUAACACUCUCGUCGACAUCCUCGUCGACAAUAAGCCAAACGAGAUGAUUACCAAGACUCCGCGACGAUACCUCUAUUUCAAUUCAGAGAGCAAAUUCCCCGAAGAGUUGAAACGAUUUGUUGGAGGUGCUUACACAGAAGACACUUGA